Molecule: messenger RNA, 2031 nt
Organism: Columba livia (rock pigeon)
Lineage: Eukaryota; Metazoa; Chordata; Aves; Columbiformes; Columbidae
Gene: ECI2
Product: enoyl-CoA delta isomerase 2
Exons: 12
Coding region: 549-1646 (365 amino acids)
Cellular component (GO): peroxisome; mitochondrion
Molecular function (GO): delta(3)-delta(2)-enoyl-CoA isomerase activity; fatty-acyl-CoA binding
Source: RefSeq, a predicted model, not a curated record
AGCUGAGGGCGCAGUAGCUCCGGCGGGGCGGAGUUUGCCGCCGCCGCCGCCGCCACCUCCUCCUCCCCCGCCGUGGCUCCCCGUGUCAUGGCGGCCUCCGCCCUGACCUUUGUUCGGAGGUUGUGCUGGCAGCCGUUCUGCCAAGUGAGGUGAGCCCCGAUCGCCCGCGCACUGUCCGUGUGGCUGGGGGCUCUGGUGCCGUCCCGCCCCGGUGAGAGCCUGGUCCGAGAGCCGCUGUCUCCUCGCCGCGCUCCCGGGACCUACUAGUGUUUAAAAGAAAACCUUUGUUAAGUAAAUGGAAGAUGGAUUUCAGAGUGCGUACAGCUUGUGAAGUACCCCGUGAAUGAUCUUGCAGGAGUGCACAGGCAUUUGUCGUGGACUUUGUGGCUGGUCUGUCAAGCUAUGACUCCUCUUGCUUCUCUCUCUCUGAUGGGAACUGUAUUUUUUACCCAGCUGGGAGAGGUUGCUGGGCCCACAAGAGUCUUCCAGGGGUGCCAGUACAACAAAGGCGAGCACAAGCUGUUUCCAUUCCAGCAAUUCACCUGCACAUGACUGCAGCCACCAUGCAAGUCAGCCAGAAAGACUUCGAAAAGGCUCAAGAGCAACUGAAGCUUUUGAAAAAUGAUCCUGGGAAUGAAACUAAGUUGAAGCUCUACGCUUUGUUUAAACAGGCUACUGAAGGUCCCUGCAAUUCUCCAAAACCAGGUAUGCUGGACUUUGUCAAGAAAGCCAAGUGGGAUGCAUGGAAUUCUCUUGGCAAUUUGUCUCAGGAUGAUGCCAGAGAGAAAUAUACUGAACUUGUCUCAAGUCUGGUCUCUGCAGAAUCUGCUGGCCAACACAAGGAUGCUUCUCCAGAUGAGAACAGACUUGGCGGCUAUGAAACAAUAAUAGUUACCACCAAAAACAAUAUCACAAAAAUCAUGUUUAACCGACCUGAUAAGAAAAAUGCCAUCAACCAUAAGAUGUACAGAGAAAUUAUUAAAGCACUUGAAGAAGCUGGGAAAGAUGAUUCUACCAUUGCAGUUAUUACUGGAAACGGAGACUACUAUAGCAGUGGAAAUGAUCUGAGUAAUUUUACUGGUGUCAAACCUACUGAAAUGAAGAAGAUGGCAGAAGAUGGAGCAGUAUUACUCAAAGAGUUUGUGAGUCAUUUUAUUGACUUUCCUAAACCACUGAUUGCAGUGGUGAAUGGCCCAGCUGUUGGAAUCUGCGUAACGCUCCUUGGAUUGUGUGACAUUGUCUAUGCUUCUGACAGGGCUACGUUUCACUGUCCAUUUAGUCAACUUGGACAGAGCCCAGAAGGAUGUUCCUCUUAUCUGUUUCCAAAAAUCAUGGGCUUAGCCAAGGCAAAUGAGGUUUUGCUUUUCAAUAAAAAGCUGACUGCAGCAGACGCUUGUGUCCAGGGACUUGUCACUGAAGUCUUUCCCGACAGGACUUUUCAGAAGGAAGUUUGGGCGAGAUUAGAAGCUUAUGCAAGCCUCCCGAAAAAUUCUUUGACACUGUCAAAGCAGCUCAUCCGAAGUAUAGAAAAGGAGAAGCUCCAUGCAGUCAGCAGUAAAGAGUGCGAAGUCCUGAAGGAGAGGUGGUUGUCUGAUGAAUGCAUAAAUGCUGUUGUCACCUUCUUUCAGAAGAAAUCAAAACUCUGAUCUUCAGCAGUAGAAUAAUACGCCUUCUGGCAACAGCUUAAUCUGCCUUUAUUGUUAAUAAACUUUCUCUUCAAAUAAUAAUUCUUAUACCUUUUGAUGUGGCAUAUUUCUGUACUGAGUACUGGGUUAAAAAUGCUUGGAUCCAUUAUGGAUAUUUAGGUUGGGCAAAAAUGGUUCAUGACUCUGUAGGCAGCAGUGAUGUUUCUGAAUCUAACUGAUCUGAUGUUUCUGACUAAAGCAGAUUGUCUUCCAAAAGGAGCAGCAGAUUCAAUAGCACUGUAUUUUGAUAGCUCUACAUUUAAUGUCUUAUGAUUUUUUUUUAUUAAUCUGUGGGGAAGGAAAUACUGUGUAAUAAAAAAAAAAAUAAAUAAAAGUAUUUAAUUAC